UUCAGGCCCGCACUAUGGCCGCCAAGUUCUUGGUGGUCGAAGUCGACGACAACAACGCAGCCGUGGAACUGGUUCAGCUAAUGUUAGAGCGAGGAUUUGCGCGGCUAAUGUUGCUGGACGAUCUGAGUAAGCAUCCGGCGCUGGCACUUCGCCAGCAAUUGCCCGUCAUCACAGAACCGUCCACGCCUUCCAGUUCCGAGCCGGGAUUUAGUCUCGAGAAGACUUCAUUAAGGGAUAUUCUCUCCACAAAGCCGAAAAUGUUGCUGAGAGGUGGUGGAUCGGAUGACUCGAAAGAAGAAAAUGAUUUAUUCGAAAUUCUUGCAUGCUCAAAUCCGGAAAUCAUCAAUGUUGGAGUGAAGGAGGAGAUGGAUGAAUCGUUUGCUGAUAACGAAGAACACUCUUUCACUUUCAACUUCGAUCCCUCAACAAGUCAAUCUCACCUUGAUCUCCUUGCUCAAGCCCAUUGCCUUGUCAGCAGCCCUCCCCGGGAAACCUCCCCACCGUCUGCCAAACGAUCUCGAGCAACGAACGGCGAUCCGAACAAGGACUAUCACACUUGCCAGAUCUGCGGUACGCGAGUGAAAGCCCCACGUGGUGGACGGUGGAAUCUGCAAAUGCAUGUGAUGGCCAUGCACUCCUCAUUUCGACCGUAUAAAUGUCGUUCCUGUGAUUUUCAAGAUUAUCGGAAACCAGGCAUGCGGAAACAUUGCAUACUUACUCACGGUGAAGAUAUGGAUCCGGUAGACAUUAGCAAUGAUGUGAAACGAGCCGAAUGGGAUAGUGUGAUGCGACGGUGUUUCCCCGAGUUCGGCUAUCGAACAGGAUUUCUCAUCGAAUCGAAGCAAGCGCCUGUACCCGAAGCCUCUUCCUAGACGAAAAUCAUCACUUCUUGAGAUACUCAGCAUGCAUUUUACCCCAAAUCAUGUUCAAGUGCACGUUUUCACUCUAUACAUAUACAUAUUAUUGAUUCUCAGGUGUCGUUGUAAAAUCUG
Molecule: messenger RNA, 992 nt
Organism: Cylicocyclus nassatus
Lineage: Eukaryota; Metazoa; Nematoda; Chromadorea; Rhabditida; Strongylidae
Source: the annotation of a GenBank genome assembly